AACAGCCAUAUCGAAGCGGGAAACUUGGAACCGCUAUUUGUAUAAAAAAAUCCCUAGAAAGUAGAAAAGUCUUUGUAGGGUUUGAAAAACACCGCAGUCGGCUCUCCAAUCUCCAUACGCUACAGCGCGUUUCGGUGCCGCUGCUCGGAACAAAAUAAUAAUAGUAAUGAAGAACGCCAUGGAAGAGGUUAGGGUAAGCGCUGCUUGGGUCGCAGGCCGCUCCUCACACGUGCUCGUGGACUCUUCAGGGAUUGAGAAGGUUGUGGAGACUAUUCAAGACAAUAUUCCGAAAGUGGAAUGGGAUUUUGAGGGGAUUCACUAUUUCGACAAUGGCCCGCUCACUGUCCAGUAUCUGUUUGUUCUUGAUGCUCUCAAUUUCUGCUUCUGGCCUGACAAGGAUUUAAAUUAUGAUAAUUUGGCUUUGGGUCUAAAGGAAGCUCUGGAAAAAGACAAAUCUGUAUUUGAUGCUGAUCAACUGCAAAAAUACACUGGCCCUCAAUUGCGUAAGUUGUUAAAAUGGCCCAGACCGCUUCCACUGGAGGAUGAACGGGUUCGUCUACUACACGAGGUCGGGUUUGAACUUGAAAGAAGCUUUGGAGGUAAAGCAUCCAAUCUUGUGGAGUCAUGUGGGAAAUCAGCUGCAAAACUUGUUUCUCUUAUCACAAGUCAUUUCCCUGGGUUUCGAGACCACGCAGUUUACAAAGGCCGCCAAGUAUUCUUAUAUAAAAGAGCUCAAAUAUUUGUCGCAGAUCUAUAUGGUGCAUUCAAAGGUCAAGGAUAUGGAGAAUUCAUUGACAUAAGCUCAAUCACUAUAUUUGCAGACUAUAUUGUUCCUGCUGUUCUCCGACAGCUUGGUGUGCUGAGGUAUAGUUCGUCCCUUGCCAGCAUUGUUGACACCAAUAAUGAAAUAGGUUCUGGCUCUGAGGAGGAAGUUGAGUUACGAGCUUGCUCUAUAUAUGCUGUGGAAAAGAUGAGGGAUUUAAUUCGUAGAAAAUCUGGAAAGCAGGUGCUGACUGUGGAGUUGGACCUCUGGCUUUGGUCUUUUGGGGUGCAAUGUCCAUCUCUCCCUUAUCAUCGGACGCUCUCAAUAUAUUAUUGAUUGAACUGUCUGUUAGGUUAGUUCUUAUGUCUCCAUGGAAAGGGUAAAGUUUUGCUGUCAUAUUUAGGUAAAUCUGUUGGACAGAUGACAAAUAAUUUAUGGCUCUCCUACAAAUGAUCUAUUUCCUCCGGAUGUCAAUUUACUUUUAUUUUUGCAAGUGUUUACAGAUUAAUGGUUCUGCAAAUGUUGCAGGUGUCUAACUAUUUCGUCAUUGCUUGCUAGAAAAAGCGAGAAUGUUUGAUUAUUUUUAAUACUUGAUUCCUUUCCACACUGUCCUAACGGCAGGGGAUGCGUUCUCUAUC
Messenger RNA from Tripterygium wilfordii, 1401 nucleotides. RefSeq names its product queuosine salvage protein-like. The record is from RefSeq and is a predicted model, not a curated record. The coding region runs from base 167 to 1099 and encodes 310 amino acids. NCBI's taxonomy places the organism in Eukaryota, Viridiplantae, Streptophyta, Magnoliopsida, Celastrales, Celastraceae. The transcript is spliced from 7 exons.